Messenger RNA from Solea senegalensis (Senegalese sole), 10066 nucleotides. Its product is annotated as apolipoprotein B-100-like. NCBI's taxonomy places the organism in Eukaryota, Metazoa, Chordata, Actinopteri, Pleuronectiformes, Soleidae. Gene Ontology annotation, biological process: lipoprotein transport; triglyceride mobilization; cholesterol homeostasis. The coding region runs from base 67 to 9750 and encodes 3227 amino acids. Gene Ontology annotation, molecular function: low-density lipoprotein particle receptor binding; cholesterol transfer activity. Gene Ontology annotation, cellular component: mature chylomicron; low-density lipoprotein particle; very-low-density lipoprotein particle. The transcript is spliced from 26 exons. The record is from RefSeq and is a predicted model, not a curated record.
UCUUCAGUGAAAGAGGAGGACUCCCCCUAACUUAAGGCAUCAAGAAGCUGGACUGAGCCCAGAAAAAUGGGGUGUUCCAAGCUCUGCCUUUUGCUUCUCCUGGGCACAUACACUCUUGCCCAGCAAGAUGCUGGAAACGACCAAGCUUGUUAUUUGGCCAAACGAUUCAAGAACUUCCGGCGGUUUGUGUACAACUACGAGGCGGAGACCUUUAACGGCGUGAACGGAGGCACGGACAAUAAGAGCGGCCCCAAAGUCUCCUGCAAAGUUGAGGUUGACGUGCCCCAGACCUGUAGCUUCAUCCUGCGGACGACAGAGUGCUCACUGAGUGAGAUUUCUGAAGUGGACGCUGCUGGAAACCCGGUGUAUCGUGCUGCCGCUCGAGCUGAGGCUUUCAAAGCUGCCAUGGCCAAGAACACCCUGAAGAUCACAGUCACAGGAAUGACCAACGUCGAGCUCUACACCGAGGACGACGAGCCCGUCAACAUCCUGAACGUCAAGAGGGGAAUCGUCUCCGCUCUGCUCGUACCAAAGAUGGAGCAGGAGAUGACCGACAUGCCCACCGUGCACGGAGUCUGCCCCUCUCACAUCUUCGUCAACUCGACUCAAGAAGACGUCGUGACUGCAAUGACCGUCACGCGGGAUCUCUCCCAGUGUGACAUGUUCACGGCUCACAGGCAGGAAACCAGUCCACUCGCCCUGAUCUCCGGCAUGAACCUGCCCCUGUCCAAGAUGAUCAGCAGCUCUCAGAUCUGCAGCUACCAGUUUGACGGCCAGAAGAAGCACAUGACCAGUGGAUCCUGCACAGAGAAGCAUCUCUUCCUGCCCCUGUCCCACCAGGGUGAAUAUGGAAUCUCUACUAUGGUGAAACAGACUGUGACUCUGCAGGAGGUCGCCAAGAUCAAUGACAGAGUCUUUGAGCGCAAUGAGGGUAACCUCAGGUUCCUGCCCAUGGAGGUUGCAGAUGAAAAGUCCCCUCUCCAGACCAAGGAUGACGCCAUCGCCACACUGAGGCAGCUUAACACCCUGUCAAAGACAACUCAAGGCGAGGAGCGCGCAAGCCUCUUCCUCAAACUCGUGUCUGAGUUCCGUGGCCUGAAGGCUGACGUCCUGGGACCUGCUGUUGCUGAGAUGAUGUCCGUGUCCAACUCUCUGACACUGCAAGCUCUAGUCCAGUGUGGCACCCCAGAGUGCACCAGCGCCCUUCUGAGCGUCCUCAAGAAAUUUAACAAUGGUGUCGCGCUCGAUGCUACCGUCUACGCCCUGGGGUUGCUGUCCAAUCCCUCCCGCCUCAUGGUCAAGGACAUGCUGGCGAUGGCUCAGCACAAGCAAAGCAAGCCCAUCAUGUAUGCUCUGAGCAUUGCAGUCAAGAAACUGUACAGCGAAGAAGGACUCACCCCUGAGAUCACCGCUGUCUCUGAGUUUGUCACGUCUCUUCUGGGCGCUGACUGUGCCGGGGAGAAAGAUCUGACCUACCUCACCUUGAGGGUUAUUGGCAACAUGGGAAAUGCGUUGGAAGAGGCCGAUGCUGCCAUCAAGGACACCCUGCUGAAGUGCAUGAGACAGCCUGCAACCACUCUGUCUGUGCAGCUGGCAGCUAUUCAGGCCUUCAGACGCAUGACUGUGACAGCUGAGGUUCGCGCUAACCUCCAGAGAGUCUGCCAGUACCCCAAGGGUGCUGUGCAGAAGCGUCUGGCAGCUUAUCUGAUUCUGAUGAGAAAACCCCAGGACAGUGACAUUGAGAUGGUGAAGAAGCUGCUCACACAGGAACAGAACGUGCAGAUCAAGUCCUUCGUGACCUCGCACAUCUAUAACAUCAUUUCAUCCACUGAUCCAGAGAUCCAGAUAAUUGGUAAUAAGAUCAUGGAAGCCCUGGAGGACACAGAUGUCACUACACACAAUGACUUCACCACAAAGUCUCGCAACUACAAGCUGGGCAUGGGAGAUGAGAGUGUGCAGGCUGCAAUGCAGGGCAACGUUAUCUUUGAUUCCUCUAACCGUAUGCCCAAAGAGGUCAUGCUGGAAACCACUCUGAAAGCUUUUGGUUACAACAUGGACAUUUGGGAGGUUGGUAUGGAAGGAAGAGGCCUUGAGCCAACCAUCGACGCUUUGUUUGGAAAGAACGGUUUCUUCCCUGACACCGUGUCCAAGGCUAUUUACUGGGCUGAAGACGUGAUGCCACCAAAGAUGAAAGAGGUUCUGGAGAAAUGGGUUGCUCCUUUAAAAUCACAAGGACAGAAGGUCCCUGAUAACCUUGGAAGGGAAAUUUAUCGCAACUUCAACAAGCUGGUGAAAGAGCUGCAGAGUCAGGAAUCUCCGGAGGCCAUGGCUUACCUGAGGUUCAUGGGAACUGAACUUGGCAACAUCAAGGGCAACGACCUGACGUUUAUGGCUGAAAAACUAGUCGAGAUGGCUCAAAAUACAAUCCAGACAUCGCACGUUUUAAUGUCGACCCUUCCCAUUGCGAUCGUCCACGGACUGAUGUCAGGAACUGACAAGGAGAUCUUUGCCCAUUACAUCUUCAUGGACAACAAAUUCCUGAUGUCAACUGCGUCUGGUUUGCCUCUGGAAUUUGCUAUGUCUGGCACCUUUACACCUGGUGCAAAGGGAGGCAUUGACAUUGUUUCAAACAUGAUGGAGCUGUCGUUCAUGCCCUCAGUUGGAGUCGAGUUUGUGACCAAGAUGGGAGUCCAUGUCCCUGAAUUUGUGGAGUCUGCUGUUGAGUUGCACACCAACAUGUACCAUGAGAGCGCGCUCAAUGCCAAGAUUACCAUGGAACAGAGCCAGGUCAAGCUGUCCAUCCCUGCUCCACAAGGCACCACAAAGUUCUUGCGUAUCAGCAAUAAAGUGAUGAUUGUUGGAGCUGGCCAGGCUACAAAGAUCCCACACAAACAGCAUCACUCAGACUGCAAACCUCUCUUCGCUGGAGUCAAAUACUGCACCAAAACACUCCUUGCUCACCCUGGUGACAGGACUGAUGUUCCUUACUGCCCCCUGAAUGGAGAAACCCUGUUCGCUGUAGACAUCCAGCCAACUAACGAAGUCUCUGAGUACACAGCCACCAUUGCCUAUAAGCUCCUCAGUGAAGGAAAAGAUGGCCGCCAGAAGGUUGAUUCUUUGAAGAUGGCCCUCAGAGCUGAAGGCGCUCAGCCGACUGAGGCUACAGCCACCAUGAGAUACAACAGGAACAGAAAUGUCUUCACCACUCAAGUCGAGAUCCCAGACUUCGAUGUCGAAGCCGGUGUUAAGGUCAGCAUGACAGACAGCAACAACAAAGGCAAAUCCAUUGUCCUCGAGAUCUCCAACAAGAACAUCCCCCAGCUUUCUCUGAUUGGUCGUGCCAAGCUUCAGUCCAUGACUGGUGGCAUGGUGCAGGUUCAACUGUUGGUCCCCUCACUCAAGACUGACGCUGCCAUCACUGCUACAAUGAGCAAAACUAAUGGACUCACCAUGGAGAUCAGAAGUGAUGUAAAGCUUCCAGAAACUUCCUCGACUCAGGCAGUCAUUUUCAAAUAUGGUGAAGAACAGGCUGAGGUUCAGCUGGUAUCCAACGUGAAUGCUGAUACUAAGAUGCUGGUGGCUUUCACUGACGACUUCCAGUUCUCGCUCUGGCAGUUUGUGGAGAAUGUCAUGGACCAGCAGGUUGUCAAGACUGAUAUGAAAAUGCGCCAUAUCAUCAACAAGGGAGUUGAGGCCGGCAAUAUCUGGAUGGAGAAGAUCGCAACUGAUGUUCCCUACGUUCAGACUCUGAGGAACAGUAUGGCCGAUAUGGAAAUGCCCUCAAUGCCUGAAAACCUAUUCAUGAACCUUGAAAGCAAAUUCAAAUACCAGUUCAACAAAGACCGUUUGACUAUCAGUGUCCCUCUGCCUUUGGGAGGCAAAUCAUCUGAGGAGCUGAAGAUUCCUCCAACGGUCACUUCUCCUAAGAUCUCUUUGCCUCAGGUGGGAGUGCAGAUUGCCCCAAGGGAGAUCCAGAUCCCCCCCUUUACCAUUCCAUCUGAAUAUGAACUCAGUCUGCCUCUGAUGGGAAUGGUGGAAGUAACUGCCAAAGUUAACAGCAACUAUUAUAACUGGGAGGCAACAGUCUCUGCUGGUAACAACACGGCGGAGUUUCCUAGCUACCUGGCCAAGUUCAACAUCAUGGCUGAGAGCCCAAUCAAACUUCUGUCCUUCUCAACUGAGGGAGCUACAAAAAUAACUGAUACAGCAGACAAAACCAUGGAAUUAGACAUUAAUGGUUUACUGAACCACAUGUUUGUGAAGACAGGUUUUAAUGUGUUGAAUACCCUCUCAGUCACAGACAGUGUACUGUCAACAGGAAGGUAUAACAUCUAUGCCAUCUCCCCAGUGGAUCUGGACACUUAUCUGACCAUCACUACCCAGGUCAAAAUAGACUCCAACUUGCUUUCUGGAGACAUCAACACAGAUGGAGGUAUUACCAUUGGACCCAUGACUGCUCUCACUAUCUAUCGCCACACCUUCUCUGUUGAGCCAGCCAAGAAAGAAGCAAGAAUGGAGAGUAAACUGAGCAUGACCUCUAAAGUGCUGACGGUUGUGAACGAUUUUAAGGGAUCCUAUGCAGAUGAGGAGCUUCUGAUUGAGUCCAACACCAACAUAAAUGCGAGCCCCAUCAAGCACACCACCAAAAUGAGCCUCAGAUAUAAGGAUGUCAAGCUUACUAUCCUGUCUGACUCUGUGACCAAGGCUGAUGAGAGAAUGCUUCGUAGCCAGAUCGAGAUCUCUUCUUCUGAAGCACAGAUCAGUCUCAGAAUAGAGAAUCAAGCUGGUGAUACAGUGAACCGUGUCUACUCUCUGGUCACUGGGUCCAUUAAACCGUCUAGUUUGGAGGUCAACGCCGAUGCCUCCAUGAACAUCUUUUCAAGUCUUGCCUCGCACAAGGCAACCUUGGUAGUCAACACAAAUGGCCUGACCACCAGUUGUACAACAACUGCCCAGCACAGCCCGAUGACCUUUGAGAAUGUUUUCCAUGGUGGUGUUGACACUUCUGGUGCCACCAUGUCUCUCACCACUAAGGGAGGUAUUAAAGGGAACAAAGCAGAGCUUACGGCUGAAGGAAAGAUUGUAAGAACAGAAGUCUCUUUCAAUGGUAUCUUUAAGGGAAACCUCUUUGACGUCAACACCAGGAACAUAGUAAACCUUAAAGUCAAUGAAGAUGGCCUGAAUCUUUCCAACAACAUGGUUGGGUCUUUCAAUGAAAUUAGGACUGAGCAUUCCCACACCCUGUCUCUUUCCCUGAGAUCCUUCACUCUUCACUCCAAGACAGAAAAUGUCCUUGACAUGAGAAACUCCUACAUGCACGACAUCACAGUUAACAUGAUGCCUUACACUGCCUCAGUAAUUGUAAAAAAUGACCUUAAGAUAAUGGAAAUUAACUUUGGGAAUGACGCCCAGUUCAAGGCAGAGCCAUACACGUUGGAGCUGACAGGAACAAUGAAGGGAGUUUUCUCAGAGGAAGAGCUCAAGCAUACUUAUGAAAUGAAGUUUGUGGACAUGGUCCUGUCUGCAAAGUGCAAUACAAAUGGCAAACUCUUGGGGUCUCACGUGGCACAUUCUGCUGACAUGGAGAUUGCUGGACUGACCAUGAAGUUCAACGACGUGGCAAACUUCAACUCACCAUCUCUUCGCCUGGACAGCACAGUCAAAACUGUCGCUGCGCCAUUCACUCUGACCGUUGAUGCCAUUUUCAACUCUGACGGUGGGGUGUACCUGUAUGGACAGCAGAGUGGUGAGAUGUACAGCAAAUUCCUCCUGAAAGCCGAGCCCCUUCUGUUCACACAUUCCCUUGAAUACAGGGCUUCAACCACCCAUGAGCUGGAAGGCAGUCCCGCUAUCAAGACCAACAUGGAGAACAAGUUCAACAGCUUGCUUAGUUUAGAAGAGCAAAGUGUCACACUAAAGAUGAAAUGUAAAGUCAAUGACCACACUUUAGAUGAAGAAAUUAAAGCAUACAACAACAAAGAGAGAAUAGGUAUUGAGAUGGAGGGAGUAAUAUCAAGCCCCGUCAUCAAUGAGUUCAAUACAGAUUACUCUAUCUCUGGAUUUGUGAAAUAUGUCAAGAACAGCGACAGCCAUUUUAUCCAGAUCCCAUUUGUUGAGCACCUGCCUGCAGUCAUUGAAAAUGUUAAGACCACAAUGAUGAAGCUGAUGGACCAGAGUAUUGAGAUGCUGAAAGACAUGGACAGCAAGUUCGAGAUCAGUGUCAAGUUGCAGAACAAAGUGUCAGAACUUAAGGAGGCCAUUGACAACUUCGACUUAAGCCGCCUCAUCCGAAACCUGAGGAAGAAUCUCACCAAAUUGGAAAAUGUGCUGCUAAUAAAUUUCCCAGGUGACAAAAUCAUGAAUGCUCUGAAAUCCACCAAGGACACUGUUAUGGCUUUUAUCAAGAAACAUAACAUUGCAACCAAGUUCAGUGUAAUGUAUGCCAAAAUAGAAAAGAUCCUCUCUAGCUAUGAAGUUGAGAAGAUGAUUGAGGCCAUCAUGGAUGAGAUAGUUAAAAUUAUGAAGCAAUAUCAGGUAAGGGAAAAGAUUCAGUCUGUAUUUGUUGCUCUCAGAUCAAUUGAAUUCCAGCCUUUGCUCAACAAAGCUCUGGCUCCUGCUCAGGUGCUUGUGAAUGAACUCCACUCAUUUGACUUCAAACAACUGAUGGAAGACAUCAGUGAUUAUUUUACGGAAAUUGUCCAGAAAAUCAAAUCAUUCGAUUAUGACACAUUCACUGUGGAGCUAAAAGAGAAGGCAGCAGACAUGUCCAGAAUUCCCUGUUUUGGAAAACUCAAUGGAGAAUUCAGGUUUACAUCACCUCAUUACAAAUUCAAAACCACUGCUGACCUGGAUAACAUCACAGCUACAUCAGACACACCAGAAUUCAAAAUUAAUCUUAACUCACAGGCAAAAUCUACUCUGGCAAUCCUUGACUUCACUGCGGAUGCCAGUGCGCAUUUUGCAGCACCCAAGAUGAACCGUCUGACCAUGUCUGAGAACAUUGAUGUUGACUCAUCAUGUUUUACUCUUGACCACGAGGGCACAGUGACCUUGUAUGGUCUGUCAGCACAGGCUUCUGGAGAAACUAAAGCAAAAGUCACAACUGAGCUCUAUACUGCAGACCUAGUCAACAAAGCAAAUCUUGCCAUGGAAAACGGAGUUUCGGCCACUGCAGACACCAGCUACAAACAUGCCUUCAAUUUUCCACCAGGUCACAUUUUCGCCGAGGCACUCAUAAAUCAGAAGACAGUUUUCCAACUUGAGGAUGGCACUGCACGUCUGACCUUUAAGAAUCUUGCCAGUGAAAAAUCUGCAGUUCAGGACCUGUCAAAUGAGGUAACCCAUAAGAGUGACAUGGAAGUGGUCACGGACCUUUACACGGCCAAAGCAACCUUCACUGGGGAAACAGGAUGCAGCCAUUUGAAAAUGAACCAUAAUGUGGUGGCUGAUAUGAGCAUCUUCCGCCAUGUCAUUGUUGAUGUCAAGGUUGAGACAGAGGCACCCUUCAUGAAAAGCAGCGUUGUGGAGGCCAAGUUCCAGGCUAAGGUUGAAGACAUGAAAAUUGAUUUCACUGCCUCUCAUAAUGCUCUGCUGGUUGGCCAGGUUGAGGGAACUCUCUCAAGCUCUGCUCUCGCUUCGAUCACACCUAAUGAGCUUAUAUUUGACACCAAGAAUAAGGGAAAUGCCAAGAUUACGCUUCCAUUCAAGCUGUCCGGAAAGGUGGAUCUCCAGAAUGACAUCGCUCUUACUCUCAACUCUGACACGCAGCAAGCUAGCUGGACAGGCCUGGCGAGAUUCAACCAGUACAAAUACUCCCAUCUCUUCACUAUGGACAACAAUGAUGAAGAAAUUCAAAUAUCUUCCCAGAUUAAUGGAGAAGCAAAUCUUGAUGUUUUGAAGGAACGAAUCACAAUCCCUGAAAUAACAGUGCCAUUUGUUGGGUUCAGGACAAGAAGAGUGGAAUCCUUCUCACUGUGGGAAGAUACUCGCCUCGGCAUCUUGCUAUUUACAACUCAGCAGACAUUAGACAUGAACUCCAAGAUGAAGUACAAGAAGAACCCUAACGUGAUUACCAUUGACAUGAAUUUGGAGCCAAUCAUCAGUGCCAUCAAUACAAAUGUCAAGGCUCUGCAUAAGAAAGUGCUUAUCAGCAAGGAUAAGGCUGCUGCCACCUUCGCUACGUCUUUCAACAAGGCAAAGGCAGAGUAUGAGAAAUAUAGCAUUGAUUUCCCCAAAACCAUUACAGUGCCUGCCUACAAAGUUCCAGUGAUGAAUGUCGAGAUGUCUACAUUUACGAUUCCCCUGCCUGAUGCCAGUCUCAUGAAAAUGCCUACUCUGCAUAUUCCAUCUGCCCUGAGCAAGCUGACUCUUCCAAAGAUCACUCUGCCCAAAAUUCAGAGCAUCAAGAUCCCAGUGAUGGGUGAUCUGACCUAUGAGCUUACCAUGAAAACAGCAAUUGUCACAGUAAAAACUGAUGCCAGCAUCCUCAACAAGGACAGUAUCGUAAUGAAGCUUGAUGUCUCGUCAUCCUCUGUGGAAGAUCUUCUGACUGGAAAGAUUCAAGGCAAUGUCAACGUGGACACGGCAGCUGGAUUCAAAAUGGGCUCUACGCUCUCUGUUAGACAUCUGCUUGUAGAGGGAAACCAUGACAGCAACAUUAUCCUAAGUUAUGACAAUUUGGAAACCUCCAUCACCAAUUCAUUUAAGGUGAAACCCCUGCGGGCAAUGGAAAUCCACCAAGUGAUCACUGGAAAUUCCGAGGAAGGCCUGGUUGUAUCCAUGUCCAUUCCAGUUGCAGGAUAUAUUGCAGGUCAGGUGCAGAUGAGGCGCCCAGCACAAAUCCAAGCCAAACUCUAUGGUCGCUACCCGUCUGAACCAACAACAGACGUUGAUAUCUUGGGUCUAAAAAUGUCUCUGAUGAGCUCAGAGAGGCCGAUCAUUCAGACAACCUGCAACAUGGAGAUGCCAAAUGAGGUGAUGACAGAAAUUAGGAGACAGGUGCCCAAUGCCAUCGAGCUCGUGUCUGCUGGCGCUUACGUAACAUCUGAAGAAAUGUUGAGGCUCAAGAAGUCUGUUGUAUCGGCUGGACAGAAGUGCAAAUGGGUGGUCAAGAGGACCAUUGAAAAGCUUUCAAACGAAAAUCUUUCUGACAUCAUGACAGCUGUUAUUGAUAACACCAUUUUGAUCCUACAAGAGUACAAAAAGAGAGUUGAAAUAGCCCUUGAUGCUAUUUUUAAAUUCCUCAGAGACACCAAGUUCCAGAUCCCUUGGUUUACAGAGAGAUUGUCUGGGUUUGAGAUCUACCAGGAAUUGAGUGAGCUUGUCUCAGAUGUAGUGGAGGAAGUUCUUGAGAUUCCAAGUGAAAUCUAUGACUUCUUUUCUACAGUCUUUCACUCUUUACGAGAUAUUGAAUUCAAACGUCCUGGCGCAAACUACAUGAUCACUGUAGGAGAUGUUUUUGAUAGUUUGGAUGAUGCUGUGAGGCCAUACCAGGAUAGUCUGAUUGUCUUUGUGAGGAAAUUGGGAAACAUCAAAUUGGAAGACAUCAUGAACACAUUUUCAGAAUUCAUGCAGACAAUGUAUGAAGUCAGUGAGGGAUUUCUCCAAACCCUAAAAUCUAUGAGUGUAGAGAAGGUCUUUGCCUUUGUUACUGGUGUGUAUGAUGAUUUCAUCAACUCUCCUUUUGUGUCUAGUAUAAUCAUGUGGAUAAUGGAGAAGUACGAGAUGUUUCAAAAUGCUAUCCGUCCGUGAGGAGUUAAAAUCCCCAUUACUUUGCCCGACAUAACUGUAGUGAACAGCUUCAAGUUUCAAAAUACAAAAAGACAUUUCUUUUCCAUUUGUUACCAAAUUCAGUCCACUGUGGCAAAGAUGUAUACAGUGUUUGUAUUAACUGUAUCUGAUGUGUAACUAUCAAGAUAUCAGUAAAUCUGUUUUAUGUACCCAAGAUUCUUGUCUCUCUACUUUUUUUCCCCCAAAUAUCAAGGUUGUUGCAAUCUUUUGUGCUUUCUCUGUGUUGUACUAUUUAAAAUGCAUCAUGUGGGCUUUAAUAAAGAAUUCUUACAAGUAA